Molecule: messenger RNA, 2424 nt
Organism: Nicotiana attenuata
Lineage: Eukaryota; Viridiplantae; Streptophyta; Magnoliopsida; Solanales; Solanaceae
Exons: 7
Coding region: 1-2424 (807 amino acids)
Source: RefSeq, a predicted model, not a curated record
AUGUAUCUGCAACAAAGGAGCAAAGCUACUUGGAUCCACCUUGGUGAUGAUAAUACUAAGUACUUCUUUUCUGUGAUAAAUCAUAAAAAGCUCCAGGAAGCAAUCACACAAUUACAUGAUAAAGAUGGGGUGCUACAGACUAAUCCCACUGAUAUUGCAAGGCAAGUUGAGCUUAUAAAGCCUUAUACAGAAAAGGAUGUCAAGGUAGCUAUGUUUCAAAUAGAUAGCAACAAAAGCCCAGGACCAGAUGGGUAUGGUAGUGGUUUUUAUAAAGCAGCAUGGGACGUUAUAGGAGAUGAUAUCACUGCAGCUAUUCUAGAGUUCUUCCACAAUGGGAAAUUGCUUAAACAAGUAAACUCAACAAUGAUUUCUUUAAUUCCAAAAGUCACUGUACCAGAUAAUGCUAGUCAAUUCAGGCCCAUAUCAUGUUGUAAUGUCCUAUACAAAUGCAUAUCAAAAAUGAUAUGUAACAGACUGAGGAAGGCCAUUGAUCACCUUGUGGUAGAAAAUCAGGCAGCAUUUGUGCAAGGUAGGUCCAUGAUACAUAAUAUACUGAUCUGCCAUGACUUAUUAAGACAUUAUAAUAGGAAAACAUCUCCUAGAUGUCUUAUGAAGAUUGAUAUAAGGAAGGCUUAUGACAUGGUGCGUUGGGAGUUCAUUGAAGAAGCUCUCAGUGGUUUUGGAUUUCCUGGAAAAUUUGUUCAACUGGUGAUGACCUGCAUCUCUUCUACUAUGUUUACAGUCAAAGUAAAUGGAGAAGGACAUGGAUAUUUUGCUGGGAAGAGAGGUCUCGGGCAAGGGGAUCCGAUUUCACCCCUAUUGCGAUAUAGAAUCUGUGGAAAAGGUUAUGGAAGCUUUACACCAGGGUUGGAGGCUAAUCUGGAGAAAUCUAAUAUUUUUAUUGCUGGUGUGGAUGAAGAAACAAACAAUGCAUUAUUGGCCAGAACAGGUUUCUCUGCUGGACAACUUCCUAUAAGAUACUUGGGACUACCAUUAAGCUCAAAGAAAUGGAGUGAUUAUGCAGUACUCUUCUCUAUAUAUAACUUCUGGGGAUCUGUUUUCAUACUACCUCAAAGUGUACUCAAGGAAAUUGAUAGAAAGUGUAGAGAUUAUCUUUGGGGAAGUUCUGUAGAGAAAAGGAAGAUACCUCUAAUAGCAUGGGACAAACUAUGUAUUGCAAAGAAAUAUGGCAGGCUCAAUAUCAAAGGGUGCAACAAGUGGAACAUUGCGUCUGUGGGCAAGUUAUUAUGGCAAUUAGCAGAGAAGAAAGACAUGUUAUGGGUCAAAUGGGUACAUGGACCUCUACUUGAUUGUAGUUGGUAUUGGAGGAAAUUGAAUUCCCUAAAAGUUGAAAUGAUGGAGUGGUACCAUAAUGGGAAAUAUGUGUUAACUGCUUCAGGGAAGUAUUCAAUAAAUGGUAGCUACAUCGCUCUACAGGGGGAUUUGACCAGACUACCCGUGGCAGAGCUAAUAUGGACAUUUAUUAUGCAGCCGAAACACAGGAUGAUUCUUUGGUUAGCUGCUCAUGGUCGAUUGCUUACGAAAGAUAGACUUUCGAAACUACAUGUGCCAAUACAAGACAUUGAAUGUUGCUUAUGUAUUGAUAUGGUUGCUGAAACCCAAGACCACAUGUUUCAGGAUUGUCUAUGGACAACAGAGUUGAGGGUUGCGAUACAGAACUGGACAAAUAUGAUAAUACCACAAGGGACUGUAAUGCAGGUGCUGGAAAAGAUUAAAAGGAAACACGGGAAGUUCUUCAAAAAGGAAAUAGCUCCAGCAAUUUGGGGGGCCCUGAUCUAUCACACCUGGAAAGCCAGGAAUGAAAAAGUAAAAACACCAUUGGAGAGCACAGAACUCGUGAGGAAGAAGAAGAAAGAAUUUGGAAAAUUUCCAACCGCCUUUCCUCUUCUAAUUCUUCUAACUUCCAAUACUCCCCCUCAAGCUGGAGGGUGGAGGAUGCUUAACACUCCAAGCUUGCUGAGUAGAAAAUUAUGCUGCACAGAUGUAAGCCCUUUGGUGAAGAGAUCUGCUUGUUGCUCUUUUGUAGAGACAUACUGUGUAGCCAAGAACAGUGUGACAGGUUUAAGAACCUGCACUCCCAACUCUGAGAAAAGUCCCAACAACCACACUAUUUCUAAGACUGCUGAUGCCAUGCUACGAUAUUCUGCUUCAGCACUGCUUCGUGAAACAGUGUGUUAUUUCUUAGAUCUCCAUGAAAUCAAUGAAUCACCAAGCUUGACAGCAUAUCCACUAACAGACAUUCGUGUCAUUGGGCAUGCUGCCCAGUCAGAAUCACAGAAGGCUGUUAGUGUAUCUACAUUCUCCCUUUUCAAUAGGACUCCCAUUCCUGGUGUACCCUUCAGAUAUCUCACUACUCUAAAGGCUGCCUCCAUGUGUGACCUUUUAGGUAGCUGCAUAAAUUGA